AUGCCAGCCUCAACUGUGUUUAUCUGGAACGAGCUGUUCGAAAACAUUUCUGUGCCCGCCCAGGCUUCCUGCACGAGAGCCAUCCGGACUGCGCAAGCAGUCGUCAAGGAUCUGGGUGAGGAGAAGGCUGGCGAGAUAGGUGGGCUGCUCCGGCUUUCGAAGUGCUCGACAAAGAACCCUGAAAGGGAUGCUCAUUCUGUAUUGUCGAAGCGGCUGGGUUUAGCUCUUGAUAUUCCAAUUCGGACAAUUUCGGUGACAAGCGAAGAGUGCGAAGAUUCUGAUACAACGCAUUUGGAAAUUCAGAGGCUGUCCCUCGUUGACUGGGCUUCCCUUCUGCUGAAAACGAACACAUGGCAUAUUCUUGCGGGCCUUUUGAAGCCUGAUGCCAAACGUGAAAGAUGCAUAUGGACAGCAUUCUGGAAGGCCUACGAAACUCUUGAACCGGCUCACCCCGUUUUUGCGAUGGCGCGAAGCAACCAGAUCGACCUCAGUACGAAUAGUGCAAACAGGAAGUCCGUGAAGAAGCCUUAUUUGAAGAUGAAGCUGAAUUACAAAGGACACACCUACUGUUCGAGGAUGCUCGCAGGCGUACUUCCGAAGCGCUUGUACCAGGACAAUGACGAGGUUUUCCAGGCCUUGUUGAGGGCAACGUGUGAGGAUGCCCGCACCAUGAUUUCAGAUGGAGUGCUGAGUAACACCGGAGAUCGUCAUUGGAUUGCAUGCUUGUCGACGGUCGGCGAUUGGCCGUUUUUACAGAAGGCCGGCGGCUUGACACGCACUUUCAAUAAUGUGGUGAAGCGGGUUGAUCAAGUUGCUUCUGGUAUUUGUCACUGGUGCGACUGCGGUCCGGAUUCCUUACCUUUCGAGCGUUUUUCUACAAGGCGACCGGAUUGGAUGGGAACUUUGUUUACCACUUCACCAUUUCUUCAGUCGCCGGCUUCGUCAGUGAUUCCCCAUGCUCCUGGCAAACUCGCUUCCACUUUCCAGUUUGACCUUUUUCAUAAUUGGCACCUGGGAGUGGGGCGCAACUUUUCUGGAAGUGCCCUGGUGCUCCUAAGCGACUUGCAUGAUGGAAACGUGGAGGAACGUUUCGCUCAAGUGACCAUUCAGUACAAAGACUGGUGCAAACGAACAGGUCACUCGCCAAUCAUGAGCAAGAUCCACAAGGACAACAUACAAUGGGGUUCGACUUCCGAGUUUCCGACCGGGACGUGGUUUAAGGGCGGUGUCACGACGAACAUGGUGCUUUUCUUCGAAGAUUGCAAAGAUUUGAGCGACGAGCCGCUGUUUCGACUCGCGAUCCAGGCGGCCCAGGCGAUCAAUGAGUUUCUGAAGCUGCUGUAUUCGUCGGACGUUUGGUUGCCUCCUGCGGUCGCUCGCCGAGCUGCUGAACUCUUGUUCAGGUUUCUCCGGAGAUACGAAGCAUGCGCAAGACUUGCAUUUCAAGAAAGCCGGACUCUGUUCGUUUUGCAGCCGAAACUUCACACGUUGCAGCACGCAGCAGUGGUUCUGUUGCAACGGGCCAAUGCAAGUUUGGAGGCUCUCAACCCUUUGGUCUUCGCUUCCCAAAUGUCGGAGGACUUCGUGGGACGCCAGAGUCGCUUAUCCAGACGGGUAGCGCCGCAGCAAGCGAUCAAGAGAGUGAUCGAACGGUACUUACAGGCGGCAUACUCGGAGUUCGUGGCGUCUGGGUACUUCGUGCUGCCGGCGGCGCGACAUGACUCCUUGCAGUCUGGUAUUGCUGAACGUAACGACUAUCCUCGUUGCAAGUCCAACUCUCAGUCAGCACCGUGUAUGGAAGUCCUCCACAAGGAGCUCUUGACUGCAGCCGGUGUUGCAUCCUUAGGUGGCAUGAUGGCCGUGCAUGGCCCCUGGCCAUCACUGGAGGGUCUUACAAGCCUGGAGUGGGCCUGUUUGGCCGUUGUGUUCACCGUCGCACGGUGUCUCCUCACGCAGAAGGUAAUGUCUCCUGCGCAGGGUAGAAGGCCGGGUGCACUCAUCGUUUCAAAGCUGGUGCUGUUGGCAGCUUUCACUGUCGGCAUAGAACUGUCACUGUACAAUGAGUGGCAUGGAUUUUGGUCCAUUCCAUGGCUCCCUCGCCCCGGUCCUGUCUUUCGACUUGUGGCUGUCAUAGGCAUUUGCGAUGCUUGCAGCGUCAUCGGGACUACCAGGUUGAUUCAGAUAACGUCAGCUGCAUUUGGAGCGCUGCUGGUACCGUUCCAUACGGUUACUUUGCUGCCUAUUGAGUCCUUGAACAGCUCCAUUUCGGUCAUCAACUGGUUGGGGCUGGUUCUCUGCGUCACAUCCGCAGUCAUGUACUUCAAGGCGCGGCAGAGCACUGCAGAACACCCUGCAGGCUACUCCACACUGCCGCCUCAUUAG
Molecule: messenger RNA, 2382 nt
Organism: Symbiodinium sp. CCMP2592
Lineage: Eukaryota; Dinophyceae; Suessiales; Symbiodiniaceae
Source: the annotation of a GenBank genome assembly